UCUCCGUGAAUCGCUCUGUACCCGAUUCUGUCGGAAUCGCGAGAGCGCCGCGGUAUCACGAUGCGCCGGCGUCGAAAUAUUGAGCCGACGGUACCGCGCGUAAGACUAGCACGUAGACAGCUUCAACGCGACUCUGAAGACAUGGGUAAAAAAAUCGAGAACAUAGGCAGAAUGACGGCGAUGACGCAGGAGGAGAUCGUGGCUGGAGCACGGACGGUUGCUCAGGGUUUGGAGGCUCUCCGAGUCGAGCAUGGUGGUCUACUACAGGGGCUACAGUCCCAGGACGCACCAGCCGCUCGGGAUAAAGCUAGUCUGUUAUCAAAGAUAAUCGAGAUGAUUGAUCUGGGACUAGGCGAGGCGCAGGUGAUGCAGGCACUUGCGAGUCAUCUACAGAUGGUGGAGGCAGAAAAGCAGAAACUGAGGACACAAGUGAAGAGGCUGUGCCAGGAGAACGCCUGGCUCAGGGACGAGUUAGCUGGUACGCAACAAAAGUUGCAAGCAAGUGAGCAAGCCGUUGCUCAAUUGGAAGAAGAAAAGAGACACUUAGAUUUUAUGGCUAGUAUGCGACAAUACGAUCCGGAUCCAUCGACAGAAGACGAAAAUGCUAAAGAUCGACCAAAGGACGACCCUGUAGUGGAUCUCUUUCCUGAUGACGAUGCGGACGAUCGCAAUAGCAAAUCUAUAUCUCCGACUCCGCCGUCGCAGUUUGCUCAGCAAGUGAAUGCUGGUUAUGAAAUACCCGCACGUUUGCGCACACUGCACAACCUAGUGAUCCAGUACGCAAGUCAAGGCCGGUACGAAGUGGCAGUUCCUUUGUGUAAACAAGCUUUGGAAGAUCUGGAGAAAACUUCUGGCCAUGAUCAUCCCGACGUGGCAACUAUGCUCAACAUACUUGCUCUUGUAUACCGAGAUCAGAAUAAAUAUAAAGAAGCUGCGAAUCUUCUGAAUGAUGCUUUAGCGAUUCGAGAGAAGACGUUAGGUGAAAAUCACCCUGCGGUGGCGGCGACGCUGAACAACCUCGCGGUAUUGUACGGUAAACGAGGAAAGUAUAAGGAGGCUGAACCCCUAUGCAAACGAGCACUGGAAAUUCGCGAGAAGGUACUAGGUCGCGAUCAUCCGGAUGUGGCGAAGCAAUUGAAUAAUCUGGCACUGCUAUGCCAGAAUCAGGGCAAAUAUGAGGAAGUGGAACGCUACUAUCAGCGCGCACUCGAAAUCUAUGAAGCUAAGCUUGGCCCGGACGAUCCAAAUGUUGCUAAAACAAAAAAUAAUCUAGCGUCUUGUUACUUGAAGCAAGGAAAGUACAAGGAUGCCGAGGUGCUAUACAAGCAGGUGCUCACUAGAGCUCAUGAAAGAGAAUUUGGUGCUAUCGAUGGUGACAACAAGCCGAUUUGGCAGGUGGCUGAAGAGAGAGAGGAGAAUAAACACAGGAACAAGGAGAAUACGCCAUACGGCGAAUAUGGCGGUUGGCAUAAGGCUGCGAAAGUGGAUUCCCCUACUGUCACUACUACCUUAAAGAACCUCGGUGCCCUUUAUCGAAGACAGGGUAAAUACGAGGCUGCAGAAACGCUCGAAGAUUGCGCCAUGAGAUCUCGAAGAGAACACGUGCAACAAGCGUUAGAGCUAGUGAAUAAAGCACGAGUGGCACAGCUGCUGGGUGAGGAAAAGAGCUCCACCAGACGUGGUUCGCGAUCCAGUCUGGCCAAUAGCGAACAUGAACAAAAUCACGAAGAGGACUGGAAAUACGCCUUUCGCGCGAAAUAAAGACGUUCAUUGACAAGAACUACUAAAAUAUAAUGUCAAUGUGCGAAUGAUAAGAGAUGAAAAGAGACUCUGCAUUGAUUGAUGAGGUUCAUUAUGUCCGGAUCACCGUUCACGUAACACAGCACACAUUCCAGCUGCUUCUCUCUAACGAAAAUUCACUUUAUGCGAGCUAGCUCAACGUUGUUGCUCACUCGUAGCUUCAUGCGGACGAUUUUGCUAUGACGCGUAUUACUUUUUACUGUAUUUCGAAAGCUUAUUUGAAUGAAUUUGGAAGAUAUCAAGUAAUCGAAUCAAAAUCCAAAAAAAUCCUAGUCAUUUAUCUCGUAUACAUUGGCAAAAUAAUGCAGAUAUACAUUAUUUCGGGAUUUUCUCAUUUAUUCAAUAUCUUCAAUAUUCGUAAUCUUCAAUAUUCACAUAUAGAUGACAAUUAUAUAUUAUAAAUUUCUCAAAUGAAAAAUAUGCUUCUUUUUGUCAUGAUAAUUAAAAAAAAACUUCUGAACAAACUGUUUUAAAAUUAGUUUUAAAAGUCAAUAUCUCGAAAGAUGAAUAUCUCGAAAAAAACUCCGAAAUUCUUAUAAAUAGUAUUUUUUAAGCAAAAAUUAUGUUUUUAUAAAUCUACUUUAGAAAUAUGAACUUGAGAUCUAAACGUUUUUCAAUUUGUGAUUGUAAUAGAAAAAUAACUUAAAAGGUUAACACUCAAUGAUGUACAGCGGAAUUGUGAGCGCAAAAAUUGUCUAUUUAUUUAUCGAAUUGCUAUUCAAGACAUAUAAACACAUUUAAUUAAUUUAAGUACAAUAGAUAUACAGGUACAUGAUGCUUUUUUUGCGCUGGAUUGUAUGCAAGCUAAUAAAUUGAAAUAUGCGCAACGUUUCUCAUAUUUUUUAGCUCAUAUGAAAUUUAAAAGAUUGCAUCAUCUACCGUAGGCUGUACAAUUGUAAUUUCAAAGGUUGCAGUAAUUUUGAUUUAGAUAAAUUUUAGUGCACGUCAAAUUCUUGAGAUUGUCCUCGUGACUUUACACACGUUCCACAGUUCAUUAGCAAAGUUUUAUAACUUUUCCGUCCGCAAGUGUACGCAUAGUUGGCAUCAAAAAGAUUGAUAUUCUGAAUCACUUUCAUACUUGAUAUUCAAUAGGAAAAUUUAUUUUGUGUGAAACAAAGUUACUGACAAAACGUGAAAAAUUCUCAUCUUGGGUUUUUUUAUUUAGUUCUUAAUUGAUAUUUCUACUUUGCAACUUGUGUACUGGUGACUCAAGUCGACUCCAACUAACUCUAUUUCGAAUUAAAAGAUAGAAUAGAAAAAAUGUUUCUAAACUAAAUAAAUGUAAAUUAAUAAGUAACUUUGUUGAUAAAUGUAUAUAAAUAUAUUUUUUUGAAUGUAGUCUUAAAAAUGUAUUUAAAAUAUAAUUGAAAUGUAACACACAAUACAGCUUUUAUGUUCAUAUUAGAGAAUUAUAUUGUUAUUCCAAAAAUUCUAUUAUAUAUCUGAUAUCUUCUAUAUCUGAUAAAUACUUGUUAUUUGUUAGAUUCAGCUUGAAUCGAUUAACUUAAAUUGAUCUAAGUGUCACUAGAAGUUAUAUAAGUAGGAAGCAUCUUUCUUGUUUCAUAGAUAUAUUUUAGAAUUAUUUCGAAAAAAAUUUUAAACUUUACCUUUUUAAUGCCAACUGCACACUUAAGAGUUUUAAAUAUCAAAGUAAAACUUAUAUUUUGUUAACGUAUCAUUUCUUAAUUAUUAGUGUCUCGUCAUUCUCGAAUCUCUAUUAAUCUGAAAAGACGUGAGAACGAUUAUUAUCUUACAAUCUUGAGAAUUUUUAACAAAAGUUAUGUUGUACUAUUUAUUGUCUUCUUUUAAAUGUCGUUGAAAUUUUGGAACACACGGAAGAAAUUAAGUAUUAAGCAAAUCGACGAAUCGCAAUUAAGCUUUCUCCCAGAAUUCCCAUUCGAUCUCUUAUACUCGAAAAUAUUCGACGCAAUUAUAUAUUGUAAAAUAAUUGCAUAAUAUUUAAUGAUUUUAAUAUCGGAUUUAUAUGCUUAAUUUACCAAUCUCGGCAUCCAAUGUUGGAAGAAUAGAAAAAUAUUGAAUAUUUAUUUAUUCGACAUUUUCGAUAUAAAUUUUAUCUUUUUAAAGGCUUUUAUUUAUUUUUUUUAUUACUUUCAAUGUUCGACGUUAUCAUUUUUGUUUCACUUUUUGUUUUACGCCUUUGAUAGUUCCAAUUUAUGUGCCUGAGAGCUUGAAGGCCUAAAUUCUUAGUUUUCAUUGAAUUUAGCAGAUAUUAAUCAUCAACAAACACUAUAAAAUCUUUCAUACUCCAUAAAAUUUUCUAGAUUUUGUUUGUCUAGGAAAGAGUUUUUUUAAACCUUUUAAUAGUAAUAAUAGAUUAAAUUUAGUUUUUAUAAAAGAUUUUCAGAAAAGAUUUAUUGGUUUCUGAUAAAUCUUUUUUUCCAAUGAAUAUUUUCUAAUAAAGUUAUAGGUUCCGUGGUAUUAAAGAUUUAAUUUUACAGUGUCUGUUGAUGAUUAAACACUUUUUUUACGAGUGGGACUUGGUAUUAUUCUUAAUGAAAUAAUAUAGGUUAAAGUUAUAAUUUAACAAGGAAUUAAUAAGUCAAAGAGAUAUAACGAGUUUAAAACUUAUCUUCUGGAAUUAUUUAACGUGUUUUAUUUUUGUGGCCUGUAUUAUUUUAGGAUUUAUACACAUAUAAUACUUUAAUAUAAUACAAUGGCGAAAAUAGUAGAAUGAUAAAAAGAAUUGUCCGAUAAUUUCAUUCUUUAAAUAUAGAUACAUCAAUGCAUAUACAAUAUAAAGUUUUCCUUGAUACUAUGUAUUGUUUUACAUUCGAUUCUUUUUAUCAUUCUCUGUUUAGUAUUGAGCUCAUGUCAUCGAGAAGCGAAUGCUUUACUUACAAGAUAUCUCAUCUCAUAUCAGAAUGUAUCAAGAGAGAAAUAUAAAAUAUUUCGUAAUUAUUUUUCGUUAUUCUUUUGAAGAUAUUUUUUUUAAUUUUGGAAUCUUUAUCCGACAUAAAAAUCAUGCCACUUAAAACAAAGCAAUUUUUAUUUGAAAUUUUCCAUUGCAUGCUUUGUUUUUGAAAUAUUUAAAAUAGUCAUUUAAAAUUGAGUUAUAUUUGUAUAUAACAAGCAAUUAUCAUUUACAUAGUUAUAAUAUGAUUUAGAAAAUGAAGUGAUUAGGUAUAUUAUCUUUUUAUUUUUAAAUUUUAUUUAAUAAACAUAUAAAAAUCGAAUAUUUAUUUUAUUUAAUAAGGUAAAAAUUUUAAAAUUUGAAGAUAAAUGCUUAUAUUUUUAUAUAAAGAAAAAUAAAUUAAUAAAAAAUCUAUGUUGGAUUCCGAAAUAUGAUUUGUUGUACUAAUGAAAGAUAAAUUUAAUAAUUUCCUAUUAAUAUUUUAAUGAAUAAAGUCUACAAAAUUAUCUUUUUGCUGAAAUAAUUAAUUUGUUUAAAAAACAAAAUUUUUUGUUCUGUUAUUCGUAUCAAAAUUUUGAUUUUUUUUUUCAUUUUCUAUAUAGGAUAAAUAGAAUGAGCGCUUUUUCCCUGUAUAAAAAGAUCUAUACAGAUCACUAUGUCAUCGUGAAAAAACGCAGCCUGGAACUAAUAUCAUUACAUCUAUGAAGAAUUUUUCUAAGAUAACGAUGCUUUUGUAUUCAGUAUGAAUGAAACCAGAAGAUAGUCUAUAAAUAAUAUUCGAGAAGUAUAUUAUUGGUUCACGAAUGAUACAUAUAUAUGGAUAGGUACUGUUUUAUUAUACACGCGGUUGCAUAAUAUUAAUGGAGCUUUCGAAGCGUAUUGUAGCUCUCAGGUGCAAAUAUAAUGUUAUUUAAUGACAUGCAUACAUGUAUAAGUUUUAAUUUAUAAUAAAUAUUUCCACUUACGUA
This is a messenger RNA of Solenopsis invicta (red fire ant), 5640 nucleotides long. It is a transcript of the gene Klc, whose product is annotated as kinesin light chain. Lineage: Eukaryota; Metazoa; Arthropoda; Insecta; Hymenoptera; Formicidae. Bases 61 to 1761 code for a protein of 566 amino acids. Gene Ontology annotation, molecular function: kinesin binding. Gene Ontology annotation, biological process: microtubule-based movement. Gene Ontology annotation, cellular component: cytoplasm; membrane-bounded organelle; kinesin complex. The record is from RefSeq and is a predicted model, not a curated record. The transcript is spliced from 8 exons.